Molecule: messenger RNA, 939 nt
Organism: Nanorana parkeri
Lineage: Eukaryota; Metazoa; Chordata; Amphibia; Anura; Dicroglossidae
Product: olfactory receptor 6M1-like
Exons: 1
Coding region: 1-939 (312 amino acids)
Biological process (GO): G protein-coupled receptor signaling pathway
Cellular component (GO): membrane
Molecular function (GO): olfactory receptor activity; G protein-coupled receptor activity
Source: RefSeq, a predicted model, not a curated record
AUGAACGUGAAUAUAUCUGAUUAUCUUGCCUAUUUUAUAUUACAUGGGUUUCCUGCAUUUCAAUUUUGGCAAUGGAAUGUGUUUGGGAUUAUUCUGUUCAUGUACCUCCUAACCAUCACUGAAAACAUCAUCAUUAUAACUAUUGUACUGUCAGACAGCCUCCUCAAUAGCCCUAUGUAUUUUUUCAUUGGCAACUUGUCUUUCAUUGAAAUGCUGUAUACAUCUGUAACAAUUCCAAAACUACUAGCUCUUCUAAUUGGGAAAAGUAAAUCCAUAUCGCUAACUGGCUGUCUCACUCAGUUCUUUUUCUUCUUCUCCCUGGGGUCUGCUGAAUGUUUUCUUCUAGCAGUGAUGUCAUAUGACCGCUAUUGUGCAAUUUGCCACCCAUUGCUCUAUAAUGUUAUUAUGAAUAGACCUUUAUGUUGCUAUCUAGUCUUGGCUUGUUGGAUAGGGGGCUUCAUUCCAAACUUGUUUCCUACUGUUUUACUCAGUCAGCUACACUUCUGUGACAGAUAUAUUGAACAUUUCUUUUGUGAUCUUUCUCCUCUUUUACAGUUAUCAUGUUCCAAUACAAACAGGUUGCAGACUUUAAAUUUCCUAACAGCUUCUGCUAUUGUUGUGUUUUCUUUCUCUUUGACCCUUUGGACUUAUAUCCGAAUUAUAAUGACUAUACUAGCAAUUCCAUCCACAACUGGUAAAUUUAAGACUUUUUCCACGUGUGCUUCUCAUCUAACAGUUGUUACCAUAUUUUUUGGGACUGUGGCUUUUGUUUAUGUUAGACCAAGAGCUAGCAAAGAUUUUGAAUUAAAUAAAGUACUGUCUGUUGUUUAUAUAGUUCUAACACCUGUAGUUAACCCCCUUAUUUAUAGUUUUCGUAACAAAGAUGUAAAGACUACAAUAAAGAAACGUUUUCUUCAAGAACACCGACAACAACAUUAG